Jaculus jaculus (lesser Egyptian jerboa) is the source of this 1578-nucleotide messenger RNA. It is a transcript of the gene Mdfi, whose product is annotated as MyoD family inhibitor. The coding region runs from base 263 to 1003 and encodes 246 amino acids. The transcript is spliced from 6 exons. NCBI's taxonomy places the organism in Eukaryota, Metazoa, Chordata, Mammalia, Rodentia, Dipodidae. The record is from RefSeq and is a predicted model, not a curated record.
CAAGCCAGGCCUCCAGGGCGGGGACCCCCACUGUCCCGCCCGUCCCGCCUCCCUCACCGCCGCAGCCACCCCAAGGCUCAUCUCGGGGACGUGGCUGCCUCUGUCGAGAGCGCAGCGGGCGCCGUGGGGGCCACACGGGUCCUGGCCCCGACGGCGCCCCCCAGAAGGCCGGAAAGCGCGCCCAGGCUGUAACGCGGGACGAGAGAGGAGGUGUCCCGACGCCUCCGCCACCUCCCUAAUUGGCUCUGAUGGUCCCGGGCCGAUGUCCCAGGUGAGUGGCCAGAGCCCCUCUUGCAGCGACGCGCCCCAUGGAGCCCCCAGCGCAGACCCGGACCCAGCCCAGACCCCUCCCUCCCUCCCCGGGCUGGAGGUAGUGGUGAGAUCGGCCGACCCUGCGGGAGCAACAUCGGAAGACGGCUCCCCGGAAGAGGUGGUAUCCUUCAUGCCCCAAGACGGUGGUCCUCGGGCUUUCCAGGCCUCCAACAGCACUGACCUCGAUGUUCCCACAGAAGCUGUGACACGCCAGCCUCAGGGGAACCCCUUGGGCUGCACCCCACUACUGCCAAAUGGCUCUGGCCACUCCUCAGAGCUGGACGGUGCCAAGAGGGCAGGGAACGGUGCUCUGGGGGGCCCCCAAACCCACCGGAAGUUGCAGGCGCACCCAUCUCUGGCCAACCAGGGGAGGAGGAAGACGAAAGGCAGCACGCGCUCAGCCGCCUCCCAGGUCCCCCUCCAGGCACAGGAAGACUGCUGCGUCCACUGCAUCCUGUCCUGCCUGUUCUGCGAGUUCCUGGCGCUGUGUAACAUCAUCCUGGACUGCGCCACCUGCGGCUCCUGCAGCUCGGAAGAUUCCUGCCUCUGCUGCUGCUGCUGCGGCUCGGGCGAGUGCGCCGACUGUGACCUGCCUUGUGACCUGGACUGCGGCAUCGUGGACGCCUGCUGCGAAUCGGCGGACUGCCUGGAGAUCUGCAUGGAGUGCUGCGGGCUCUGCUUCUCCUCCUGAUGCCACAGGGUGGCCCCCCAGGGCUCUCACACAAAGCUUGACACCUUCCCCAAACACCUAAAACCCCCAACCACCCACACACCACCCAUCCAGGCCCCCCCCAUCAGAAUCCCAGCCCAGAUGUGAGAAGGCGGGGUGCUCAGGGGCCACCUCGGCUAUGGAGUGGGGGCUGCGGCAGACAAGCCUUCCCUCCUCGCUGGGUGACCCCAGACACACACCUGAAACCUGGCGGGACGGGAUCAGCUAGCUGCCAGGGCCACCGAACACUGUGAAAGCUAGGGGAGGGGACCUGAACUGGGGGCCAGUGUCCUUCUCUGCUCCUGGGGUCCACCUCCCACAGCUACCCCAGCUUAGAGGGCAGAAAAUGUGAAAAGAUACCCCCCCCCCCCUCCAGGCAGGUCCCUUCCCAUUCCACAAUACUUUUCCUGGGCCUUUACGCGACCCAAGGGGACGGUCCUGCGGCGGGGGCGGGAAGGGAACAGUAUGGAAAAGACCGGAAGUCGGGUGGGGGUGGGGGGAUGGAGGGAAGGUCCAUUCUAUUUGUUGCUGUAAAUAUAGAUAUUUGUUCAUCUCUA